AGCCGGCUGCAGCCUCGCGGGACUCGGGACUCACUCGCUGCAGGACCGGUGGGACCGGAGUCGGGAUGACGGAACCGGACUCUGCUCCUCACGGACGCCGUGACGCACCGAGCGCAGCGCGGCUCCGUGAACCGGAUGCAUAACUUCCUGUUAGUGGUCCCGAACUUGCUGGCUGGUUCCAGAACCACGACCCAUGGACCCGGCAGGGUGCGCUGCCAGACCUGAGUGCGCUUAUCGGAUGUGUGGCUUCUGCUGCAUCAGACUGGUUGUCAGUGAUCAAUAAAUUUGAUUGUUGGUGAUUGGUAAUCGAAGCCAUGCUGCUGAGGUGCGGUCAGACCUCCUUACCCCUGCUGAGGCACACCGACGUGCCCCCGCGUGUCAUCGAGAACUUCAUCCUGAGCGGGUACCGCUUCCCCAACUACAGCCUGCUGGACUGCCUGCUGUCGGCCUUCAGGCCCACCAACGAGACUGGGAACUUCUGGACCCACUUCCUGCCGGUCUUUGUCUUCUCCUAUUACUUCGUGGAGGUGUUUGGCUGGGACGGCGCCCCGCACGGCCACCAGCCCUUCUUCUACCCGCUCUGGACCUACUUCGUGGGCGUCUUCUGCCUGCUGAUGGCGCGCAGCAUCGCACACCUGCUCAACUCCAUGUCCCUGGUGGCCCGGGAGGUCUGCUUCUUUGUGGACUACGGCACCAUCAGCACCUACACCGUGGGCUCCUCGCUGGCUUAUUACCACUACAUCCACCCUCAGCCGGUCCUGACCCAGCCCCCCGGGGUCCACAACGGCUCCCUGACCAGUCGGGACCCGAGGCCUGCCGGACCUCUCCCGCCGCACUAUGCAACCCCAAAACUGGCCAUGUUCUUCCAGACCUUCUACAUUCCAUGCUCAUGCACGGUAGCGAUUAUUUGCGUGCUGUCAUGCUGCAACACGCGGCAGACGUGGCGGCAGCACCGUUACCUCAUCCGCACACUGGUCUUCCUGCUACCGUUCCUCGUCUCGUCCACGCCCGUCUUCUAUCGCCUUCUCACCGAGUCACCUUACUCGUCCCCGUCCUCCUCCUUCGCCGUCUCCACCUCCAUGCCCGACUUGUUCUACCGCCACUGCCUCUGGCUGCUGCUGUCAGCACUCAACAUCACAAAGGUUCCUGAGCGCCUGGCGCCAGGACGCUUUGACAUCUGGGGCCACAGUCACCAGUGGUUCCACUGCUGCACCUUCCUGUCCAUUCUCGACGAGCUGCACAUGAUCCAGGCUGAGGUCAGGGCCAUCCUGCUCUGCCCAGCACGUCCGCUGAGCCCCGCUCACCUCCCAGGACCCACCGCAGCGUCCACCUACGGGGUGAUGUUCCUCCUGCAGACCACCAUCGUUUCCAUCAUUGCGUGGUUCUCCUGGCGGGCCAACCAGAUCUACAGACCUCAGCAGGACAAGCUGGCAAAGGAGCACCCCAAAAAGUGUCAUUGAGCACUGCAACGCAGGAUUACAGGAAGUCCACCUCUCAGGACAGGAAGUCUAC
This is a messenger RNA of Thalassophryne amazonica, 1512 nucleotides long. RefSeq names its product membrane progesterone receptor epsilon-like. The record is from RefSeq and is a predicted model, not a curated record. Bases 315 to 1460 code for a protein of 381 amino acids. NCBI's taxonomy places the organism in Eukaryota, Metazoa, Chordata, Actinopteri, Batrachoidiformes, Batrachoididae. Gene Ontology annotation, molecular function: signaling receptor activity. Gene Ontology annotation, cellular component: membrane. The transcript has a single exon.